This is a messenger RNA of Erythranthe guttata (spotted monkey flower), 1457 nucleotides long. RefSeq names its product RING/U-box superfamily protein (gene APD2). The record is from RefSeq and is a predicted model, not a curated record. Gene Ontology annotation, cellular component: plant-type vacuole membrane; endosome. NCBI's taxonomy places the organism in Eukaryota, Viridiplantae, Streptophyta, Magnoliopsida, Lamiales, Phrymaceae. Gene Ontology annotation, biological process: cell cycle; protein ubiquitination. Gene Ontology annotation, molecular function: ubiquitin protein ligase activity.
UUUCCUUUAAUAGAAUGGAUCAGGUGGAGCAGUUACCGGCCGGAGGAGAAAGCUCCGGUGCUGCUUCUGCGUCGGCGGCGUGGGAGAAUUCUGAAGAGUCUCCGCCGUUGCCGUUUCCGGAGAGGUCGCCGGAGUCUCCGCACAGCUCUUCUGAACGGGAGCGUUUCGCGGGGAUGGAUAAUGAAGGUUACGUGGUGAAUAACGAGGGCUCGUCGGUGAUCGGAAACGAUGCUAAGUCCUGCCUCGUAUCUUCAACCGCGUUCUCGAUUUUCGUAGCUAUGGUUGUGGCAUUUUCGAUCUUUGCACCUGAGGCUCUGCGGCUCGGACCUAGUGCCUCAGUUUUGAUAAAUCCCAGCCAUUUACUCGUAGAAUCUGUAAAGGUGGUAGCACUCAAUGCCGCCAAAGGCUCAAUGCUGUAUGGAUUUCAUAAAAGUCCACCUCUCGAUGUUACUAUGACAUGGUCCGAGACUCAUAAGAUCACUCUCCCUGCCGGUACUCACAAGGAAUGGCUUUACUAUUUGAACAAAGGAUCUGAAAUAAACAUAUCUUACAGUGUGGGAUCCCUAAGUUCAUUAUCUCUUGUUCUUGUAAUUGUGAAAGGGAGUGCAGGUCUUGCUGAGUGGCUUAAGGAUCCAUCACAGCCAAGUAUACACUUCUCAAUGUCAUGGAAUCUAAUUCAUGGAAAUGGCUCAAUACAGAAGGAUGUGUCUGAAUCUUCUACCUACUACAUUGCAGUUGGUAACUUGAAUGCUGAAUUUGCUGGGGUGAAUUUGAAUACCACGAUAAAGGCCUUCCUUCACAAUACAACAGAAUCAUAUUACAAAUGUGCCCCUGCAGAAGGCAAUUGUACUUUCCAACUGUUUCUUAAGGGUGGAAAUGCAGCUGUUCUUACUUCUCCUGCCCGCUCGCCUGGUAUGGUCAGCGGUGAUUGGUAUUUUGAACUUUGGUAUGGACGUCGAUGGGUUACAUAUUUGAUUGGCACAGGUGGAAUAACUUCUCUUCUGCUACUCAUGAAUUACUUUUCAAAUCAUCUUCGACGAAGAGAUCCGCUUGGAGAAAUUGAACCCGAGAGAAACACUUUGCUUUCACACGAAGAUGGGGAUUCCUCUGCCUCUAUCUCAGAUGAUGACGAACAUAGGCAUCGUCAUUGUGCAAUUUGCUUUACUGCUCCCAAGGACUGUUUUUUCCUUCCAUGCGGACACAGUGUGGCUUGCUUUCAAUGUGCGACAAGGAUACGGAAGAGUUCCGCAGUUUGCCCUAUUUGCCGUCAAAGGACGAGAAAGGUGAAAAGGAUAUACACAGUUUGAGCAGCACAGAAGCCCAAUGCUUAGGUAAACAUUUCAGCCAGGUAUUCAAUUUACUUGAAAAUACGUGUUGCUCUAUUACCUGGAUAAUGUAGAAUUCGAACUUCUACGAAAAAGAAAAUGUGAAUAAAAAUUGACAUAUUCAUUCUGAAA